ACAGAUGAGGAAAAAUACUGUGAGGAGACAGCAAACUCGGAACUGAUGAAGCGGCCUCCUCAGCCAAUGUUUGCUCUUCUCACGAGGAAAAGGAAAGAGCAAUGAUUACAAAUACAUGGAAAAACACAUAUCUCAGGACACUGUGCAUUGGAGUCAGAGAGCAGAGGGGGCAGCUAAUGUGUAACUUAGGUUAGGCAACCAGGGGGAUAAAAUAGGAGCACAAAUUGUCACUUGGAGUCAGAUCCUGAGCGCAGGAAACGGCAGAAGAUCCACUUCACAAGACAACAUCGCUGAAGUUGCAGUCAAUCAUGAACCCUGGAGUGAGUUUUUUGUGCUUCCUUCUCUGCAUUACCAUUGUGGGCUGUGACCGGGUCUACGUCCACCCAUUCUAUCUGUUCGACGUGGGAAACCUAACUGGUUGCAAGAAAGUGGAAGACAGGGAACAGCAGGGGAAUAAUUUUGUCCCCGUCUCAAAUUUAUCUCACAUCAGUUCGGCCCAUGAGGAGGGUGUCAGAAACAAGAGCGAGGGAAGAAGUCAUUUACGGAGAGAGCUGAGAGACCCAAUUUAUAUUAUGGGUGCACGUUUCUAUGAACAACUGAGGAAAAUGCACAAGGAAGAAAAUAUUCUUCUGUCCCCCACAUUCAGCUACGAGUCCUUGCUAGCCUUCUAUAUAGGGGCCUCUGGUGAAACAGCAAAGGAAUUGCAGAUUUUUUUAGGAUUUGACUCCUCAUCCGUUAAUCCAAACUGCACCUACAGAAUUGAUGGGCGCAAAGUAUUCUCUGUACUGAGCAGCAUUGCUAAAAGUCCAUUUCACUCAAAAGAAGAUGAUCAGCUGUUCUUCUCGAAGUUCUCCUGGCUUUUUUCUGCCCCCGAAAUCCGUUUAUCCGAGUCCUUUGUCAAUGAUUUGGUCUUUCCAAACAUGAAUCUCUUUGUACGAGCUGUGGACUUUACAAACCCCACAAAGGCAGCAGAAGAAAUUAAUGCUUUUGUCAAAGGCAUCCACCAUAGUAAGAGUUUGCUGGCAGACAUUGAUCCAGAAACUAACCUCCUGUUAGCAACUUACACUCAUUUCAAAGUCUCUGUAAAGGGAGCCUCCCUACUGAAAGAACCUCAGGAAUUCUGGCUCAGUUCACACAAAACAAUCCCUGUACCAAUGAUGAGAAUAACCGGAACCUUUCAGCAUAAAUGUGAUCCCAGCCAGAACAUUUCUUCCAUCAAAAUUCCUCUCAGCCAGGAUUUAUUUCUGCUGCUUUUGCAGCCCACCAAUAACAGUGACCUGGCCAGUGUUGAAAAUCAAUAUUCCAUGAAGGCUCUUUCCAACGAAUGGCUGGUGGGACUGUCCCCAAGACAAAUCCAGCUGACUUUGCCAAAGGUGUGCUUGGAAAGCACAUAUGAUAUACAGGAACUCCUUGGCAAAAUGCCCCUGUCUUACCUGCUUGGAAAUAAAGCCAACCUCACACGACUAAGUGACAACAACAUAACUGUUGGGAAGAUCAUAAACCAGCAGCUUUUGGAGCUCAUUCCCAGGACAGCAGAUGAAGCAACAGACCCCACAGCAGGAAGUCAAGACACCGAGGCGCUCAAAAUAACACUGGACAAGCCAUUUUUGCUAGCAGUGUAUGAAAUGUCAGGCGCACAGCUUUAUUUUGGCAGAAUAACAAAUCCCCUGAAAGGAACAUAAACUUCCACAAAGGGGGGGGGGAAUGGCUUCCCAGACUUCAUUUGAUCUUUUCCUUGCUUAGCAACUGUUUUGUAUAAUCCCACCGAGUCCUAAUUAGAGAUUUUGAAAUGGCAAAACUGAUAUAUCUUUCGAUUAUAAUAUUGAUAAAAUUAUCAAUAGCAUUUAGCAACAUCUUUAUUCCAU
Messenger RNA from Podarcis muralis (Common wall lizard), 1865 nucleotides. It is a transcript of the gene AGT, whose product is annotated as angiotensinogen. Gene Ontology annotation, biological process: regulation of apoptotic process; regulation of systemic arterial blood pressure by renin-angiotensin. NCBI's taxonomy places the organism in Eukaryota, Metazoa, Chordata, Lepidosauria, Squamata, Lacertidae. Gene Ontology annotation, molecular function: serine-type endopeptidase inhibitor activity. The record is from RefSeq and is a predicted model, not a curated record.